This is a messenger RNA of Pollicipes pollicipes, 1954 nucleotides long. RefSeq names its product GTP-binding protein 1 (gene GTPBP1). Gene Ontology annotation, biological process: translational elongation. NCBI's taxonomy places the organism in Eukaryota, Metazoa, Arthropoda, Thecostraca, Pollicipedomorpha, Pollicipedidae. The coding region runs from base 134 to 1954 and encodes 606 amino acids. The record is from RefSeq and is a predicted model, not a curated record. The transcript has 16 exons. Gene Ontology annotation, molecular function: GTPase activity; translation elongation factor activity; GTP binding.
GGAUCGCUCAUGCAACAACGUAACAGCUGGUGGGAGGGUGAUACCAAAGGAAACUUCGCGCGAAAAUUACUGUGCGCGAUACGUGCAAAUUUACCUGUGCGACAACCAAACACCUGAAGUUUUUGAAACUGGAAUGGCAGAGCCAAGAGUAAUAGAAAGUGUCCAGGGAACAAGCUCAGCAAUAAUGCACCCUGAAGCAAGCAACUCACUGGAGGAAGGCCUCACAUCAGAGGAACAAAUGGAGGAAGAGAAGUUUGCUAUUCUCAGCAACAAGACGAUACUGGUCAGCCCCAGCACGGACCAGUUCGACCUGCUGCGCUCUCGGCUGGCGACACGCACCGAGGAGGGGCAGGGCGAGACAAUCUAUGAGGUCGGAGUGGCAGAAGGUGGCGGCGAGGCUGGCCUGAGCCAGGACGAGUACGACGCCUCCGUGGCCACACUGCAGAGCCUUGCCACCACCCUGGACGCCGACUGCGUGUUGUUACGAGAGAAAAAGGUGGAGGGCGGCAUCACCGGCCAGUACCUGGUGCGGAAGCGGGCCGACGAGCAGGACUUCAUGGAAGUCAGGGUGGCCGUGGUGGGUAACGUGGACGCGGGCAAGUCGACACUGCUGGGCGUGCUGACGCACGGGGAGCUGGACAACGGCCGGGGGUUCGCGCGGCAGAAGCUGUUCCGCCACAAACACGAGAUGGAGUCGGGCCGCACGUCCAGCGUGGGCAACGACAUCCUGGGGUUCGACAGCCAGGGCCAGGUGGUGAACCGGCCCGAGCACGGCUCGCUCGACUGGGUGCGCAUCUGCCAGAAGGCCUCCAAGGUCAUCACGUUCAUCGACCUGGCCGGACACGAGAAGUACCUGAAGACGACGGUGUUCGGCAUGACCGGCCACGCGCCCGACUUCGGCAUGCUGAUGGUGGGCGGCAACAUGGGCAUCGUCGGCAUGACCAAGGAGCACCUGGGCCUGGCGCUGGCCCUCAGUGUGCCCGUGUUCGUCGUCAUCACCAAGACAGACAUGGCGCCCGAGCAGGUGUUACAGGACACGCUGAAGCUGCUGGUCAAGAUCCUGAAGUCGCCCGGCGUGCGCAAGGUGCCCGUUAUUGUGCGCACCGCCGACGACGUCGUCAUGUCGGCCACUAACUUCGUCUCGGAGCGGUUAUGUCCCAUUUUCCAGGUGUCAAACGUCACCGGCCUGAACCUGGAGCUGCUGAAGAUGUUCAUGAACCUGCUGACAACGCGGCCGGCCGGCUGCACGUCCGACCCGGCCGAGUUCCAGAUCGACGACACGUACUCGGUGCCGGGCGUCGGCACGGUCGUCUCCGGCACCACGUUACGCGGCACCAUCCGGCUGAACGAUACGCUACUGCUGGGGCCCGACCCGGUCGGCAACUUCGCGCCCAUUGCCGUACGCUCCAUACACAGGAAGCGGCUGCCGGUGUCGGAGGUGCGCGGCGGCCAGACGGCCAGCUUCGCCCUCAAGCGGGUGAAGCGCUCCCAGAUCCGCAAGGGCAUGGUGAUGGUGUCGGCCGACCUGAAGCCGCAGGCCUGCUGGGAGUUCGAGGGCGAGAUCCUCGUGCUGCACCACCCCACCACCAUCUCGGCCCGCUACCAGGCCAUGGUGCACGUGGGCAGCGUGCGGCAGACGGCCUCCAUCGUGCGCAUGUCGCAGGACAACCUGCGCACCGGCGACAAGGCCAACGUCCACUUCCGCUUCAUCAAGCACCCGGAGUACCUGAAGCCGGGCCAGCGCAUGGUGUUCCGUGAGGGUCGGACAAAGGCCGUGGGCAACGUCACCAAGAUGAUCCCCAAGGCGCCGCCCGGCCAGCAGCAGAAGCAGAAGUCACAGAAGGCACAACAGCAUCACCACCAUCAGCAGCAGCAGCAACAGCAGCAGCAGAAGACGGAGCUGGCGGCGGCAUCUGCGGCUGCGGCGUGUGCAGUGCCGGCCAGACGGCGUUAG